CCGGAAGUAAAGUACUAGUCUAGACUUACAUCUUCUUCCGGAGCGCCAUUAGACCCGCACUGAAGACUGAUCCCCCUCCACCCUUGACAAGCCAAACAUUUACUUCUGUCUAUUUCAAACGUGCGUGUGUGAGACAUCUGUCUCUGCCCGCUCUGAGCUCUCCCUGAUGGGCGGCUGGUCCCGCAGUGGCGUGCUGCAACUGUACCGAGCACUGCUCCGUGCAGGCCAACACCUACAGUACACAGACCGUGACUACUACCGGCGCACAGUGACCAGAGAGUUCCAGCGCUGUCAGACCCUCAGUGCCCCAGCAGAGAGGGAGGACGUGCUGAAGAGAGAGCAGUUCUUCCUCAAAAGUGGUCUGGGCUGGUUGGUGUAGAAGUGGUUCGUCAGCAGCAGACUGUCUGACCGCUAGCCGGGUGGACGUGUUAAGCUCUGGCAAAGCAAGUAAGCAAACUCAGACGAAGAAAAAUUGUCAGUUGAAAAGUCACCAACUUAAUCACCUCAGCCGUUGAAAUUCUCACCACUGAAGAGACAAAGAAAAAAAAAAAUUUGUUGUCCUGAUGUCACUAAAGUGAAGGGCCCUUUCUUAAAGGGCCAGAUUCCCCAUUACGACAGGGUGGACAACCAUUCAAGGGAGGAAAAAGAUCGAUGGCAGGAGUGAACGGGGACCGUAAAGGAAAGAAAGAUGACAAUGGCCUUGGCACAGCCAUCGACUUUGUGCUCUCUAAUGCAAAGCUGGUGCUGGGAGUCGGGGGCGCAGCCAUGCUCGGGAUCGCCACACUGGCGGUCAAAAGAAUGUACGAUCGAGCACUCAGUGCCCCAUCCAGUCCCACUAAAGCCGAUCCGUCGGGACGAAGAAGCUGGGAGGAGCCGAGCUGGCUGGGGUCGUCACCACGGACACUGAACCGCGACAUGAAACAGAACGUCAGCCGCUCUCUACAGACGCUCCCCACCUCCUCCAGCUCCUUCAAGCCAGGUUUGUACAUGUUGGAGUGUCUGCUCUACUUACUCAAUUCUUUACAUCGUGUUAUGGGCCGUGGUGCUGGUAAGGCUGAACUCCAGAAGGCACGGAUGCGCCUCUCGCUGCAGGAACACCUCUGGGCCUUCUUUCAAGAGCGAGUGGCGAUCCCUUCAGAAGAGCAGGCCCUCGCUCGGCGUGCUGCGUUGGAUAUCUGUGCGGAGCUCAGAGUCUUUCUCCAUGCUAAACUGCCCGAUAUGCCCCUACGAGAAAUGUACCUGAGCGGAAGUCUAUACGAUGACCUUCAGGUGGUGACUGCUGACCACGCCCAGCUGAUGGUACCCAUGAUCCUUGAGAAGAAUCUCUGGUCGCCUAUUCCUGGUGAGGACACCAUCAUGAACCUUCCUGGCUUCUGGUUGGUUCGUCGGGAAAACCUUGAGUACUUCCCGCGUGGAAGCAGCUACUGGGACCGCUGCAUGGUGGGUGGCUACCUUUCCCCAAAGAGCAUCCUAGAAGUUUUCGAGAAGCUCGUUGCCGGCUCCAUCAACUGGCCUGCCAUCGGUAGCGUUUUAGAUUACAUCAUCCGACCUGUGGUCCCGUCGGAAACGCUUACGCUAGAAGUGCAGUACGAAACGGACCGUCGCCUUUAUGUGGACUUCCUCCCAUUGCUUGUUAUGGAGGAUGGCGUCUCGCUCAUCGCCAAACCGCAUCGAUUGGCCGCCGAACGGCAUGAGAACCUGUGGCGGCAGAGUUUUCGCGUGGCGGAAACGGCGAAGUUACGUGCGCUCGAUCAGGAAGACGCCGGGUGCCGUUGCGCGUGUCUUAAAGUCAUUAAAGCCGUGUGUAAACUGAAUCCAGCGCUGGCACGAUUAAACGCGAGCCAGCUCACUAAUGCAAUCCUUCUCCUAAGUGAACAAGAGGGCGAUUGGACUCAGGAAGCGCUCGGCGAUCGUUUUAUGCAGCUCCUUCGUGCACUAGUGGGACACCUAGAGGCUGGGAGGCUACCCUGCAUCUUCAAUCUCAAAGUCAAUCUGUUCUGUGAGCUGACACCACAAGAAAUAGAUGAACUGGGGUACACACUCUACUGUGCGUUGUCUGACCCAGAGAGCCUUUUGAGAACUGUUUAGAAAACAAGCAUGCACAUAUGCCCACCACUUUUUGGUCCCCGCACAGAAUUGAGUUGAUAACACAAACCAAAAUAAUGGCAAUGUUUUCAUGUGUGUCUGUGUCUUGUUC
This is a messenger RNA of Cyprinus carpio (common carp), 2197 nucleotides long. RefSeq names its product mitochondrial dynamics protein MID51. The record is from RefSeq and is a predicted model, not a curated record. Bases 652 to 2088 code for a protein of 478 amino acids. NCBI's taxonomy places the organism in Eukaryota, Metazoa, Chordata, Actinopteri, Cypriniformes, Cyprinidae. The transcript is spliced from 8 exons. Gene Ontology annotation, cellular component: mitochondrial outer membrane. Gene Ontology annotation, biological process: mitochondrion organization; positive regulation of mitochondrial fission.